Molecule: messenger RNA, 1690 nt
Organism: Sorghum bicolor (sorghum)
Lineage: Eukaryota; Viridiplantae; Streptophyta; Magnoliopsida; Poales; Poaceae
Exons: 2
Coding region: 67-1314 (415 amino acids)
Molecular function (GO): protein binding
Source: RefSeq, a predicted model, not a curated record
AAAGUAGUACAAGAAGAAAGGGAAAAAAAAAAAAGUCCCGAUCCGUCGCCGCCGCCUUAGCCGCCGAUGGUCGACCUGGCCGCGCUUACGGACGACGUCCUGGCGGAGAUCCUCCUCCGGGUGCCGUCUCCGCGGGACCUCGGGCGAGCUUCUGCGUCGUGCUGCUCCUUCCGUCGCGUCAUCUCCGACCCGCACUUCCUCCGCCGGUUCGUCGCCCUCCACGCGGCGCCUCCGCUCGGCGUCUUCUGCUGCUACCCCGCCUUGGGCGGCGGGGUUGGUGGAUCCCAGUUCCACGCAGCCCUGCCGUCGCACCCGUCGGGGGCCCUCGCCCGCGCGCUCGAUACUUCAGCAGACUUCUGCUUCAACUUCCUCCCGCCGGCCACCAGCGACUGGCUCGUCCGCGACUGCCGUGACGGUCGUUUUCUACUCGACCGCGUCCGGGACGGCUCCACGGCCUUCACCGAAGUCGCAAUCUGCGACCCCCUGUUCCGGAGGUACCGGCUGCUCCCGCCCAUCCCUAACGACCUCGCCGCUUCCGUGGAAAACCCCUACGUCCAGCGUGGCGGCGAUGGUCAAUUGCAGUCACGCAGCAGCGAAAUCUUCCUGGUUUCUCGUAGUGAUGACAGUGUCAGUGAGGAGGACACGGCGUUCACCGUCAUCUGGAUGGCAUGCUGUCGAGGGAAGCUGGUAGCGUUCUUCUACUCCUCAGAGUCACAGCAAUGGUCUGCACUUUCACCGCCUGAACACUACGCUUUGAGCACCAGAAGAGUCAUGGGCGUUCGACUAGGACAGCGCAACCAUGCUCAUGGGUGCUUCUACUGGAUGGUAGCUCUCACACAUAGGUGGCUUGUGUUGGACACACAUAGAAUGGAGUUCUCCAUCGUGGACAUCUCACCUGUCCUGACAGGCCGUGCAAUGAUGUUCAGUAAUCAGAUUACCACUCUGGAGUCAAGCGAUGGCCGGACUACCGUUGUGGUCUCUGAUGUUUUCCGGCCAGAUAGAAGAUGCAUUCUGUAUUUUUAUACAUUCUUGUAUUUCAGCGACCGGUGGCAGCUUCUGAACAAAAUCACCUUGCCUGAGGAAUGGGGGUAUCGAUUUAGAGGCAUCAUAGGUGCUGCUGAGGGAUACUUAUUUAUAAAGCUAGAUGAUCCUAAGGAGAACCUCAAUGAUCAGAUUGAGCGACAUGUUGAAUAUUUUUCGCUUGAUGUCAAGACAAUGCAGCUUGGGAGUUUCUGUCGGACAACCCUUUUUACUGUGACUGAUGCCUACCUUUAUUGUGGUUUCCCCCCAUCAUUGUCACUGCCUUCUAUAUGAUUUGGAAAAAGAAUGGCACCACAGAAUGUCUGUUGGGACUAGUAGAAGGAAAAAAAGAAUGGCGAAUGAAUGGCACCACAGAAUUUGUCAUUUCCUUGAACCGCUACGAGGCUACAUUCAGGAACCGAGAAGACUACUCUGAAUCUCUGAUUGCCACCUUACUUGCGAUUUUGUUAAAAUGGAUACUAUGAAAACUAUUGGGUAAUAUGACCAUCUUGUAUUUCAUAGUUUGGGUCAAACUCCUCACUGGUGACGAAGAUUGAGGUGGAGUGAUCUUUCUUGGUUGCCAUUACAAGAUGUUGAGUCUAUGGUUUUGUUGUAAUACUUUGUUGUCUUUGAAAAAUUUAUGAAAAUUGCUAUAUUUUAGGUGCCUGAA